GAAGGAGCCGGGCCGGGCUCGAAGUUUCCCGGUCGGGGCUCGCGUGGAGGAGGAGAUGGACUGGUCCGGGCUGAGCUCCCAGUGCAGGAACCACAGUCAUGGCUCCCAUUGGUCGCCAGGGAUUGGUCAUCGAAACACCUCUGCACAGGAAAACAGACAACCAACAAAGGAAAAAGAAGCUUUGCCUCUUAUAGAGGACUGUAGUAACUGUGACAUUGUGAAAGCUACCCAAUAUGGGAUUUUUGAGCGAUGCAAGGAGUUGAUAGAAGCUGGAUAUGAUGUCAGACAACCAGACAAAGAAAAUGUGUCUCUUUUACACUGGGCUGCUAUAAACAACAGACUGGAUCUUGUAAAGUUUUAUAUUUCAAAAGGUGCUGUUGUGGAUCAGUUGGGUGGGGAUUUAAAUUCAACCCCUCUUCACUGGGCCAUCAGACAAGGACAUUUACCUAUGGUAAUAUUAUUACUACAGUGUGGUGCAGAUCCCACGCUCGUUGAUGGAGAAGGAUUUAGUGGUAUCCAUCUGGCAGUAUUAUUUCAGCAUAUGCCCGUCAUAGCAUAUCUCAUCUCAAAGGGUCAGAAUAUAGACACAACAGACUUAAAUGGGCAAACACCACUCAUGCUGUCAGCUCACAAAGUACUUGGACCAGAACCCACUGGAUUUCUUUUAAAGUUUAAUCCUUCUAUCAAUGUGGUAGAUAAAGUUCACCAAAACACUCCACUCCACUGGGCAAUUGCAGCAGGAAAUGUUAAUGCUGUUGACAAACUUUUACAAGCUGGUUCAAGUCUGGAUAUCAGAAACAUCAAGGGAGAAACACCACUUGAUUUGGCUCAGAAAAACAGACAUCGGCUGAUUAUCCACAUGCUAACAGUAGAAGCUAAACUAAGAGCAAACAAAAACUUAAGACUUUGCAGGUGGCUACAGAAAUGCGAGCUUUUCCUGCUGUUGGCACUUUCCACUAUUACGAUGUGGGCAAUAGGAUACAUAAUGGACCUCAGUUCAGAUUCUUGGCUUUUAAAAGGAAGUCUUCUCGUUGCAGUAUUUUUUGUUACAUCUUUAUUUCCACGGUUCCUGGUGGGGCACAAGAAUCUCAAGUAUUUGCCAGCCCUUAUUUUGCUGAGCUCCAUUUUUUGGAUAUCCCUGACGUGGUUCAUCUUAUUUUUGCCUGAUUUAACAGGCACCCCUAUUCAGAUUUCUUUCUUUCUCAGUGUGACUGGCCUCCUCUACUUUUUCUACAAAACCUGGGUCACCGAUCCUGGCUACUCUAAGACUUCAGAAGAAGAAAGGAAAACGAAUAUCAUUGCCCUUGCAGAAGCUGGUUGCCUGGAUUUCAGAACUUUUUGCACAACCUGUCUUGUAAAGAAACCAUUAAGGUCCCUCCACUGUCAUCUCUGUAAUUCCUGUGUGGCUCGGUAUGAUCAACACUGCCUAUGGACGGGACGCUGUAUAGGUUUUGGAAAUCAUCACUAUUAUAUAUUCUUCUUAAUUUUCCUUGCCAUAGUCUGUGACUGGAUGCUAUAUGCAACUCUUCUCUACUGGUCCACUCACUGCACUACAACAUACCAUCAAGAUGGAGCAUGGACCUACCUCAGUCAGAUUGUGUCCUGUUCUCCUUGGGUUCUAUACAUCUUCAUGCUGGUGUCUUUCCAUGUAUCAUGGUCUACGUUUUUGUUAUUAAAUCAGUUCUAUCAGAUUGCGGUUUUGGGCUUGACAUCACAUGAGAGAAUCAGCCUGGUGAAACAGAGCAAGCACAUGAAACAGGCUUUUUCACUCAGGAAGACGCCGUACAACCACGGAUUCACUCAGAACCUUGCCGACUUCUUUCAGUGUGGAUGCUUUGGCUUGUUCAAGCCUAGUGCUGUGGACUGGACCUCCCAAUACACUGUGGUAUUUCACCCAGCCAAAGAGAAAGUUUUACGCUCUGUAUGAAGAAAAGCAGUGCUAAAUUCUGAAUUAUAAAUCUGACUUUUUGUUUGUUGGGCUGGGGCACAGAAACAAGUGAAGUUCAGAAGUUUAUCAAAACUGAAGCUAACCCUCAAAUGAAAACAUUCUUCUAGGUCUUCAUAUAUUAGACAAAAUGGGGGCCUUUCAAACAGCUAACUCAUCGCACUUUGUAAUUUCAACAAGAUAAACUUUUCCUGAAUUAUCUCAGCAAGUUACUUAAACUCUUUUGAUACGUUUUUCACCAGAGUAAUGCCACUGUUGAUUUUUUUUUUGAUUUUGAAGAUUAUAUUCGUUGAUUGUGGAUAAAAAUAUAUUUUCGCAUUGUAUUGGCUAUUUCGAAAUAGUUUUAUUCUUAAAACUAGUAAUUUUGG
Vombatus ursinus (common wombat) is the source of this 2313-nucleotide messenger RNA. RefSeq names its product zinc finger DHHC-type containing 13 (gene ZDHHC13). Gene Ontology annotation, biological process: protein palmitoylation. Gene Ontology annotation, molecular function: palmitoyltransferase activity; protein binding. NCBI's taxonomy places the organism in Eukaryota, Metazoa, Chordata, Mammalia, Diprotodontia, Vombatidae. Bases 56 to 1927 code for a protein of 623 amino acids. Gene Ontology annotation, cellular component: Golgi membrane. The record is from RefSeq and is a predicted model, not a curated record. The transcript is spliced from 17 exons.